Papaver somniferum (opium poppy) is the source of this 574-nucleotide messenger RNA. RefSeq names its product stress-induced protein KIN2-like. Lineage: Eukaryota; Viridiplantae; Streptophyta; Magnoliopsida; Ranunculales; Papaveraceae. The record is from RefSeq and is a predicted model, not a curated record. The coding region runs from base 102 to 302 and encodes 66 amino acids. The transcript has 3 exons.
UGCUUGCAUUAUCAUCAAAACAAGUUUUAAUUCAUUCUUUGCAUUCUUUGUGAGAUUUAGAAGAAGUAAUUAAGAAGGAAAGUAAUUAGCAUUAAUCAGAGAUGGAUAACUCCCAAAGCAUGAGCUACAAUGCUGGUCAAGCCAAGGGACAAGCAGAGGUUAAGAAGGAUCAGGUAGUGGAUCAAGCUUCCAAUGCUAUGCAAUCUGCAAAAGAAUCAUGCCAACAGGCUGGCCAGCAGAUGAAGGAAAAGGCACAAGGAGCUGCUGAUGCCAUCAAGGAUGCUACUGGAAUGAAGAAAUGAAUUCCAAUGAGCAUUAUCAACCUAACCAAGAAUAAGAUCAAGUUUUUUUGUUUUCAAUAUUUAGCCUACACCAUCAUAUGUAAGAUGGAUUUUGUUUAUUGUUGCUUAGGGAUUUUUAUGUUUUCAGUCAUUUAGAUUGUUAAAUUGUUGCAAAAUAAGUCUUGGUUAGGGUUUUUGUUUAUUGUUGUUUGAAGUGCAAACAAGACUACUGCACUCUUUAUGGAGUUGUAUGAGCCUUAAUAAUCAAUUUAAAUAUUUCAUUAUUCUUCAAA